Messenger RNA from Acipenser ruthenus (sterlet), 3344 nucleotides. Its product is annotated as CCN family member 1-like. Gene Ontology annotation, molecular function: protein binding. The coding region runs from base 193 to 1278 and encodes 361 amino acids. Gene Ontology annotation, cellular component: extracellular region. Gene Ontology annotation, biological process: signal transduction. The transcript is spliced from 5 exons. The record is from RefSeq and is a predicted model, not a curated record. Lineage: Eukaryota; Metazoa; Chordata; Actinopteri; Acipenseriformes; Acipenseridae.
GCUGAACUACAGUCUAACAGAAAGGCGAUAGAAUUCGGAUCAGAAACAAGAAGAAGUAAAUAAUAAGCUCUCCAUAUAUUUAUAUAGUCAGUAUUCAGCUUGAUCUUGAAGUACCUCGACGAACCGCAACUUGGAGAAAGAAUUUUGGACUUGUUCUAAAUCUCGGAUUUUUUAAAUAAGUAUUUAAAAACAAUGGAGAAAGUUGUUUUGCUCGCGUUCCUUACAUUUGUAAGCAUUACUCUGGUCCAGAGUUACUGCCCCGCGGAGUGUAACUGCCCCGCCGAGCCACCCCAGUGUCCCCCGGGGGUAAGUGCAGUGCCGGACGGCUGCGGCUGCUGCAAAGUGUGCGCCCGGCAGCUGAACGAAGACUGCGGUCCGGCCCAGCCCUGUGACCACCACAAGGGACUGGAGUGCAACUUCGGGGCGGAUCAGAGGAGCUACCGGGGCAUCUGCCGAGCCAAGCUGGAGGGCCGCACCUGCGAGUACAACGGCAGGAUCUUCCAGAACGGGGAGAACUUCCAGCCCAACUGCAAGCACCAGUGCACCUGCAUCGACGGGGCGGUGGGCUGCGUGCCUCUGUGCCCCAGCGAGCUGCCCCUGACCUCUGCAUCCUGCCCCAACCCGCGCCUCGUCAAGGUCCCGGGACAGUGCUGCGAGACGUUCGUGUGCGACAAGGAGGUCAAGAGGCACCACGGCAACAAGGGUCCUAGCAACGCCUAUAACAACGAACUCUACGACUUCGGCAAGCAGCGCGGGUACAAACACCUGGCCGCUUGGAGGCCUCUGUUUGAAGGUCGCUCCCUGCAGAAGAAGUGCGUCCUCCAGACCACGGACUGGUCCCAGUGCUCCAGGACCUGUGGGAUGGGCGUGUCCACCCGCAUCACCAACGAUAACGGCCAGUGCAAGCUGAUGAAGGAGACACGCCUGUGCAACGUGCGGCCCUGCUACCAGAGCCACAUCGCCAAACUCAAGAAAGGGAAGAAGUGCACUCGCACCCGUAAAGCCAAGGAGCCGCUGCACCUGUCCUACGCAGGGUGCAAAAGCACGCGCCGCUUCCAGCCCAACUACUGCGGCACCUGUGUGGAUGGCCGCUGCUGCGCGCCUCAGAGGACCCGCACGGUGAGCGCGCGCUUCAUCUGUGAGGACGGAGAGGCUUUCGACCGCAACGUGAUGAUGAUCCAGUCCUGCAAGUGCAGCUCUGAGUGCAGCCAGCUUAACGAGGCUGGUUUCCAGCCCUAUUACAGGCUGUACGGGGACAUGCACAAGUUCAGUGAGUGAGAGGGAUCCGGGCAGAUCACACAGAGAGGGAGAAGAAGGGAGAAAAUCCAACAGCACUGAAACUGGAAGGACUGUGUGUGUGUGCGUGCGUGCGUGUGAGGCUAUGUUCAAAUGGCAUUGGGGGAAACCAAAAGGUGUACGCCAAAGUGUUGUAUCUUUCCUGCACUCUUUGAGCACUCCUGAGAAGAUACAGAAUGUAUUGCGAGACUGGAUGUCUGCUGACGGGAGUUAGCGGUCGAUGUGCGACUGUCCCCUUCUUUGGGACUAAUAAUAUCUGUCGCGCGGCUUCUGGCCCGUUCUCGUGUUCAGUGGCUGUGAUUUGUGUUUGUAUGAACAGUACGGUGUGUUCUCUGGUGAUGCUGUACUUCACAGGGCUUUCUGAAUCUCCAACUCAACCUAUCCCCCCUCUGAAAGCAACGAUCCUCUACUACCAAGACUGGGAAGCAAAUGUUUAAAAAAAGAACUGAGUCUCAAGUCCUUUAAGGAAUAAAAUGGAUCCGUCCUUCUGGAAGGCAAUGGAAUGGAGCGUGAGAACGUGGUCUCAAGUUGACCUCUAGUAACUUGUAUCAACACCUGUUGUAACCCCCUGCUUCAUACUCUGAAACAAGUGCUGGGAACGCUAGAGGGAGAGCCGAGAGCCACGCAGACAACAGAGCAAUAAGCCCUGGUUCAGGCCAAAAUGGCAGCUAAUUACAAUAACAUAGCCAUCGUUACAAAGUUCUUGUAAAUGCUUUAGAGAUGCGCUCUCCCCAAAUUCUCUCCCAAACUGUUUUACACGCUGCAGUAGAACAGCAGAGGCCCUGUUAGAAUCCACGGUAAACGGUACACUCUGAAGGGGAAGCAGCAGUAGCCACAGUAACUAUUUUUUCUGCAUAUCUCUGUUUUUUCUUUAGAUUUAGAUACUAGAUUUUGCACAAAAAAGCUUCAAAACGCUGUUGUUUUGGAACUAUGAAAAAUUAGCUUCUUUUUUGGGAGCUGUUUCUUAUACAACCAUUUGUAACACAUGUUCAUAUUGAAUUCAUGUUAUAUUGUUGUUCUUUGUAUGUAUGUAUGUUUGUUCAGUAUAUCAGACUGCGCCGUGGGGAGAUGUUCGUUUCGGCUGUCAAGCACUUCUGCUUGUUUAGUCGUGUUUUUAUUUUACUUUUGUUUUGUUCCCUGUACAGUGAAUUCUGCCAUGUGCUACUAAACUAGCCUUUCUAUUUAAAAAACAAAAUGGGACUGAGACUGUAACGAGUAUAUGACACUAGUAUACUUGAAAUAGAAUGUAUUGUGUGUACAUUACUGUGUACUGGAGUUUUAUGACAUUUUACAUUUUAUAUUGGAAAUGUCAUUCAAUGGUAUGCGUUUGUACAGAACAGUGCUGUGCUUUAACAUUUUUAUGAAACAUUUAUUUAAAAAAAUAUAUACUAAAAAGCUUUGUAUACGACAGCAAGCUUUUCGUUAUUUUGGUAAUGCUUUAAAAUAACAGCUGCAAAUUCCAGGAAUUUCAUAGAGAUUCAUAGAAUUGCAUAGGAGUAGCAUCUGAAUAACACACACACACACACACAUAUAUAUAUAUAGAGAGAGAGAUAUUAUUGUUUAAGCCCUAAAGUCACUUUUAAAAGCUCCUGAAGUGGAAGAGCACAGGAACAUUGUGCACUGGUGGAGCUCACAGGGGUUUGGGGCUGUUGAAAGCAGAAGCGUUGUUUUAGAUUGCACAGUGUACAUACACUGCCAUUGUCUGGGUCCCUCUCUCUAUUCAUACAGCCAGUAGGGGGAAAGCCCUUUAGAUGUGGCUAGAUCAGGCCUUUGUACAUCAUGGGUUCUAUUUCAUGCAAACGUUCAUUCUCAACCCCACGGCUGCAUAAUUACACUACGUGUACAUCUCUGUGUAUUUUGUAUUUAUCGAAAAUGUAGCAUCUGUUUUAUUUUGGAGAUAAAUAUUAAUAAUAUUAAUAUUAAUAAUAUAGUGGAUUUUGUUUUGUUUAUUAUAUAUUGAAUGUCUAUUGUUGUUUAUUUUAAUUAUUAUUAUUGUUGUUGUUUUUUUAAUUAUUGAAUAAUAAAUUUAUUUUAUAGAUAAGGUGCUU